Messenger RNA from Triticum turgidum subsp. durum (durum wheat), 1608 nucleotides. The record is from the annotation of a GenBank genome assembly. Lineage: Eukaryota; Viridiplantae; Streptophyta; Magnoliopsida; Poales; Poaceae.
AUGGAGGAAUCGAGGCCGAGGAGGGCGCAGCCGGCGCCGGCGAGGAUCCGCCCCGUGCCGAUCGCCGUCACGCCGGAGGGCUUCUGGUGCUGCCCCUCGCCAGCGGCGCUGCACAAGAGCCUCAAGAACCCGCAUCACCACCACGGCCACGCCGGCGGCAACAGCCACAGCCAUAGCCACAGCAAGCAGCAGCGCAAGAUCCCGUCGGCACCCCCAUCCGUGGCGCCCUCCGUGCAGAACGCGCCGUCCGUCACCGACGAGCCAGGGCGCCGGGAAGCUCCCGACGAGCAGAACGCGGCGGCGGCCGAGAUUGCGGCGGAUAAGCGGCCGGAGCAGGCUGGCGACGCGGAGGCUCAGCAGCACAAGAUCUGCGUUGGGUUCGGGCAGCCUGAGACGAGCGACCUGACGGUGAUGCUGUAUGGCAAGGAAGGGAUUGCUGUCAGGAUGAGUGUGCAUAGGGACGUUCUCUCUGGAAGCAGCGCUUUCUUCGCCGAGAAGCUCUCUGACGGCGACAAUGGCCAUGGUGGCUCUCUGGUGCCAUGCGUGGAGAUCCAUGACUGCGACGAUGCCGAGAUCUAUGUGGAGACUGUCGGGCUGAUGUACUGCGACGAGGCGAAGCACAAGCUGCUCAAGCAGAAUGUGUCGCGUGUGCUUCGCAUCAUGAAGGUUGCUGAAUUACUCGGUUUCCAUGCUUGUGUCAAGUCAUGCUUGGAUUAUUUGGAAGCAGUUCCUUGGGUCGGUGAGGAAGAAGACAGCGUUGUGUCGUCCAUACGACAUCUUCAGAGCAAGUCUUAUGGAGUUAGCCCUCUGCUGAAAAGAGUUACGUCUGACAGCCCGUACUCACCAACCGAUACUUUGUCUCAUAUUAUGGAGAUGGUCUUGAAGAGCAAUGAUGACAGGGGACGUCGGGAAAUGAAGGCCCUAGUUCUGAAUCUUCUCAAGGAUAGCAGCCGUUGCACAGAUGGAACAUCAGACAUCUGUUGUGAACUAUUUUACGGUUCGUGUCGAGGUUGCUUGGAAAGACUUCAGCCACUCUUUGUGGAAGCAUCUGAAGCAGGUUUUCCUUCCCAAGUUACACGCCAAAUAACUCUGGAGACUGACAAUAUCCUCUGGUUGGUUGAGAUAUUGGUUAACCAACGAAUUUGCGAUGAUUUUGUGGUCAUGUGGGCAAGCCAAAGUGAGCUUGCGUCAUUACAUGCAAAAUUGCCUAUCGCCUCUCGCCACACAGUUAGCAGUAUAACAGCAAGGCUCUUUGUUGGCAUCGGAAGAGGAGAAAUGCUUCCGUCCAAGGACACUCGUCUUCUCCUCCUGCAAGUCUGGCUGCAAGCACUCAUCGAUGACUACUCAUGGCUACAAUGCAGCUGCCGGUCAUUUGAUAGGAAGCUUGUCGAGGAAGGGAUUGGGCAGACAAUCCUGACACUUCCUUUGGAAGACCAGCGGUCUAUAUUACUGUCAUGGCUCGGGAGGUUCUUGAAAUUAGGCGAUAACUGCCCGAAUUUGCAGAGGGCGUUCGAGGUAUGGUGGAGAAGGACUUUCGUCAGACCUUAUGUCAACCAGCUCCUUCUCCAUUGUACUUCUUUUUUACUUUCAAGUUGUUAUCAAAUAUGA